Molecule: messenger RNA, 492 nt
Organism: Biomphalaria glabrata
Lineage: Eukaryota; Metazoa; Mollusca; Gastropoda; Planorbidae
Exons: 7
Coding region: 67-492 (141 amino acids)
Source: RefSeq, a predicted model, not a curated record
UUCAAGAAAGACACAAGCGAUUCCAAGUAGAUCUACAAGUUUUACGGUCUUAAUUUUCUUUUCAUAAUGCCGCCGAAGAAGUCGAAACCUCAGUUUUAUAUAGAAGAAGGAGGUGUGAACCUUCAGAUCAAUAUUAGAACUGGACUUAACGAUUAUGAAGGAGAAACAACAGAGACAUGUUCAUCCAGCAGUAGCUCAUGCCAUGAAGAUAAAGUGUGUCAGAAAGGCGAAAGAUAUAGGAUCAAACGUAAUGCAAAUGCCCAACCAGAGAAAGAAGAGGUGAAGGUGCAAGCUCCUGUUGAGAAUGAGCAGAGACCACAGGUGAAGGCGCAAGCUCCUGUUGAGAAUGAGCAGAGACCAGAUUCAGGUGUCCUGACAGGGUACUUUGUUGCUAGUAUGAGUAGUGAUGCCGGUGGAAUCAGUUCUGAGAAAGGCCCUGCGGUAGAACAAGUCGUGAAUACUGCAAAACCAGCAACCAACCUUAAGAAGUAA